Molecule: messenger RNA, 2516 nt
Organism: Equus caballus (horse)
Lineage: Eukaryota; Metazoa; Chordata; Mammalia; Perissodactyla; Equidae
Gene: OLR1
Product: oxidized low density lipoprotein receptor 1
Biological process (GO): leukocyte cell-cell adhesion; lipoprotein metabolic process
Cellular component (GO): plasma membrane; signaling receptor complex
Molecular function (GO): low-density lipoprotein particle receptor activity
Source: RefSeq, a predicted model, not a curated record
UCCAUUAGAGAGCAGUAGCUAUUUAAACACUCCAGCAGAAGCUCACAAAUUUUUACUUCGUAGAGGUCCUCACUGCUUCACUCUCUCAUUCUUGGAAUGAAUUUAGAAAUGACUUUUGAUGACCUCAAGAGCAAAACUGUGAAGGAUCAGCCUGAACAGAAGCCAGAUGGAGAGAAAGCUAAAGGUCUUCAAUUUCUUUCUUCUCGAUGGUGGUGCCCUGUUUCUGUGACUCUAGGGAUCCUUUGCCUGGGAUUACUGGUGACUACUAUAAUGCUGAUAAUGCAAUUAUCCCAGGUGUCUGAUGACCUACAGCAACAGCAAGCAAACCUUACUCAGCAGGAACAUAUCCUGGAGGGGCAGAUCUUAGCCCGGCGGCAGGCAGAAAAAUCUUCCCAAGAGUCACAAAGGGAACUCAAAGACAUGAUAGAAACCCUUGCCCACAAGCUGGAUGAGAAAUCCAAAGAACUAAGGGAACUUCGUCUCCAGAACCUGAAUCUCCAAGAAGCUCUGAAGAAAGCGGCAAACUUUUCAGGUCCUUGUCCCCAAGACUGGCUCUGGCAUGAAGAAAACUGUUACCUAUUUUCCUCUGGCUCAUUUAAUUGGGAAAAAAGCCAGGAGAACUGCUUGUCUUUGGAUGGCCAGAUGCUGAGAAUUAAUAGCACAGAUGAUCUGGAAUUCAUCAAGCAAGCAAGUGCCCAUUCCAGUUCCCCAUUCUGGAUGGGGCUGUCUCGGAGGAAACCCAGCCACCCAUGGCUCUGGGAGGACGGUUCUCCUUUGAAGCCCCACUUGUUUAGACUGCGGGGAGCUGUUUCCCAGGAGUACCCUUCAGGCACCUGUGCAUACAUACAAGGGGGAGCUGUUUUUGCUGAAAACUGCAUUUUAACUGCAUUCAGUAUAUGUCAGAAGAAGGCAAAUCUAUUGAGAGCACAGUGAAUUUGAAGACUCUGAAAGAAAAGGAGGAGAAGGCCUUCGAAUUCUCUCCUGGAAUUUAAGCCAUUCUUUGUCACUUAGGUGCAAACUGUGAGAGCCCUGAGAACUGCCUGUUACUAGCUGACUGCAGAACUCCUUAGCAGAGACUGGGGCUCCAGCUGUUUAACACUUUGAUAUCAGGAGUUUUGAUUCUAUCUCUCUCUCUGUUUUUUUACCUAACUUGUCCCAAGCCUCCCUGCCAGCCUUUGAUUCCACUUCCCUUUUUUGUUUUAAAGUUUCACUCCUCUCCAAGUCUUGGCUGUCCUCUGUACUCAGUCAUCUCUACCUCAGUGCUUCCCCUCACCCUCAAAGACCACAUAGAAGAUAGACAAUGGACAGCUUGCCCAACUGUAGGCAGAGAGCAGAAAAGGGGAAAUACACAUGGGAAACAGAGAAUAUGAAGAAAUAGAGCAGAGGAAAGACCAUAUUGGAAUCAAGAAACAUGUUCUCAAUAUUAAAAGCUAGCACUCCUUGGUUUUUUUAAAAUUCUUGUUUCUCUCCAGGCUCCACCACGUACACAUACUUACACACAGACCCUUAACACCCCAUUCUCACAUUUUGGGGCAAUUGGGAUGUCCCAGGAAAUAAUUAGAAAUUGGAUGGUCUUUUCUGUGAACUAGUUCACAAGUCAUUAUUGGUUCCUGAAUUGGUUAUUAUUGCUUCAUCUUUUCUCUACCAAAAGAUGGCUUAACGCCUUUCAUCCUUCAGAAUAGUAUUUGUUAGAAUCAUGUGGUAAACGGCCCAGAGGGACUAAGAGAAUUUUUUUCCCCUAAAGUAUAUACCCUUUGUAGAUGAGCUCUUCUCAAUUAUGUUAUACUAUGCUAUGAUGCAGAAACAUACAGGAUCAAAGAAUGAAGACACUCAGUUCUGGAACAAACUGAGCCAAGCAGGGAAAUAUUGCUGAAUAGAAACUGAUGGAAUUAGAAAAUUCGUUCUAUUUUCAGUGUUUCUACUCCCUUUCUACAUCGCUGUACAGGUUAUUCUACUUCAAAGGAAGCCUUUCCAUAUUGUUGUACAUAAGCUAGCACCAAUUUUAUAUAUAAAGAAAAGGUUGUAUCGUCCUUAGGAAGACAAGAGGUAUUUUCUUUUAUUAACAACCUUAUUGAAGUUUAAUUUCAUAUAACAAACUGAACAUAUUUAAAGUGUACAAUUGUUGUUUCCUCAUAUGUAAACGUGUUCCCUUGAAAUCACCAUCACAAUUAAGCUAGUGAACAUAUCCAUCAUCCCCCCAGAUUUCAUCAUGCUCCUCCCUAGUGGCUUCUCCCCAGACAACCACCAACCUGAUUUAGUUUGCAUUUUGUAGUAUUUUAUAUAAAUGGAAUCAUACAGAAUGCCUUAUUUACUUUUGGUCUAGUUUCUUUCACUUACAUGAUCAUUUUGAAAUUCAUAUAUCUUGUUGCUUGCGUCAAUUUUUCAGUCUUCUUAAAUGUUGAGUAUUGUUUCUUUGUACGGGUAUACCGCAAUUUGUUUGUUCAUUUACCUGUUGAUGACAUUUGGGUCGUUUUCAGUUUUUGGCUCUUACAAAUAAAGCUGGUAUGAACAUUCAA